AUGAAUUACGAGUGCGAGGCUCAUAAUAGCAGGUCGCGCGGCGCUAAAUGCUGCUCACGCGGUCACAGCCGCACGCCGCGGCCAUUGCACGCAGUGUCUGGCCCUGCGCCACCGCUCACCGUCUAUCCCUUGUUCAUCUCCGGCGAAACAGAGCAAGCGAGCGACGUCAAUCUUAUGCAGAUAGUUCACGCUCUACCACUUGCAUCAUUUCAUCGAUGCGGGUUGACUAACGAAGACUUGAAUCGGCGGUGGUGUAAACCGAGUGGCGUUCUGCAUCCUUCUAUUUAUCACACUAAGGGUCUCAUAGAAUACCUUGUUCGAGUGUGGAAGAAACCCCCGUUGGUGUAUUGUGACUACCACGGACAUUCUCGCAAGAAGAACGUAUUCUUCUAUGGCUGCGCGUCGGCUGAGAGCUGGUGCAGUAGUGACCGUCUAGGCCCUGAUGAGCCUGUUAAGUACUUGAUGCUGCCAGCGCUCAUGCAUCGGAUAUCUCCGGCGUUUGCUCUCGGCUCGUGUUCCUUCCGAGUGGAGAGAGAAAGAGAAAGCACUGCGCGUGUCACCGUUUGGCGUCAUUUAGGUGUAACUAGAUCCUACACAAUGGAGGCCUCGUUCUGUGGCUUCGACAGAGGGCCCUUUAAGGGUUUCCACUUGAAUACGCAGCAUCUGCAGAGUGUUGGCUGCGAUUUCUGCGAAGCUCUCAACGGUCUCAACGAUACCGCCACCAGCGACGACAUACAACUCACCAAGGACCUCAACGAUGAAAUCGCAGUGGACAGCGAACCUGGCUCCGGAUCAGACAGUGUCCUAAAGACGGAUUCUGAUGAGGAUUUCGACUAA
Arctia plantaginis is the source of this 837-nucleotide messenger RNA. The record is from the annotation of a GenBank genome assembly. NCBI's taxonomy places the organism in Eukaryota, Metazoa, Arthropoda, Insecta, Lepidoptera, Erebidae.